Hydra vulgaris (swiftwater hydra) is the source of this 888-nucleotide messenger RNA. NCBI's taxonomy places the organism in Eukaryota, Metazoa, Cnidaria, Hydrozoa, Anthoathecata, Hydridae. The record is from RefSeq and is a predicted model, not a curated record.
AUGAGUGGAAUAUAUUAUGGUGUGCAAGCUAGAUUCAGAGAGAUUAAUCAUUUAGCAGAAUGGAUUCCAUGUGCUGCUCACAGCUUAAACUUAGUUGGUUCAGCUACCGUGGAGUGUUGUUCAGCAGCUGUAAAUUAUUUUGGUUUACUUGAAAAUAUUAAUAUUGUCAAUAAAGCCUUACAGGAGCCGGGUAUUGAGCUGUGCACCAUCAUUAAACUGUACGAUGGUCUCAUACAAAACAUUCAGUUCGAAGGCCAGGCAAAAGAUCUCACAGAAUCUGAUUAUAAAGAAGCUACACAACGCAAGCGAAUUCGGAAGCAAUUUGAUGACGAAGUUAUGGAUACAAGUAAUCCCAGUUUAAAUGUUAGUACCAGGGAUAAUUUCCGUAUUCAACAGUUUUACGUUAUCAUAGACAGACUUAAUAAUGAGAUGGAAAAACGCAGAGCAGCUUAUAAAGUAUUGUACGAAAGGUUUAACUUUCUUCUUGACAACAGAUUUUUGUCGACUGAGGAAGUAGUGGCUAAAACCAAGGCACUAAUUCAGUUGUAUCCAUCAGACCUCGAAGACGAAUUUACCGAUGUGUUUUUGCUGUUUUCUCAAAUGUUUAAUGAUGGUAAGUCGGUGUCUGAUAAGAUUAAGCUGCAAAUAGACAAUAAACUAGUUGAAAGUUUUCCAAAUGUUAUUAUCGAUUUCAGGAUUUAUCUCUCUAUAUUACGCACGAUAACAGUGCUAGGGAGGAAUUCAGAAGGUGAAUCCUUCUGGAUUCACCUUCUGAAAUCCUCCCUGGCACUGCUAUCAAUUGAAAAUGAAGUAAUGCGGGAGAUGACAUUUGAAGAUGUUAUAGUUGAUUUUGCAAAUACCAAAAGUCGAAAAGUUAAGGUCAUCUAA